Molecule: messenger RNA, 450 nt
Organism: Penaeus monodon (black tiger shrimp)
Lineage: Eukaryota; Metazoa; Arthropoda; Malacostraca; Decapoda; Penaeidae
Exons: 1
Coding region: 1-450 (149 amino acids)
Source: RefSeq, a predicted model, not a curated record
AUGGCUUUUGGUGACGGGGGAAUGGCCUUUGGUGGCGGGAGAAUGGCCUUUGGUGGCGGGGGAAUGGCCUUUGGUGACGGGAGAAUGGCCUUUGGUGGCGGGAGAAUGGCCUUUGGUGGCGGGAGAAUGGCCUUUGGUGGCGGGAGAAUGGCCUUUGGUGGCGGGAGAAUGGCCUUUGGUGGCGGGAGAAUGGCCUUUGGUGGCGGGGGAAUGGCCUUUGGUGACGGGAGAAUGGCCUUUGGUGGCGGGAGAAUGGCCUUUGGUGGCGGGAGAAUGGCCUUUGGUGGCGGGAGAAUGGCCUUUGGUGGCGGGAGAAUGGCCUUUGGUGACGGGGGAAUGGCCUUUGGUGGCGGGAGAAUGGCCUUUGGUGACGGGAGGAUGGCCUUUGGUGACGGGAGAAUGGCCUUUGUUAAUUUUCUCCGUAAAUUCUACAGCAUGAAGUUUCCUUAG